Molecule: messenger RNA, 668 nt
Organism: Nicotiana attenuata
Lineage: Eukaryota; Viridiplantae; Streptophyta; Magnoliopsida; Solanales; Solanaceae
Product: histone H2B-like
Exons: 1
Coding region: 90-533 (147 amino acids)
Biological process (GO): nucleosome assembly
Cellular component (GO): nucleosome
Molecular function (GO): protein heterodimerization activity; structural constituent of chromatin; DNA binding
Source: RefSeq, a predicted model, not a curated record
UCACUUCAAUUCUCUUCACAAAUUCACAAUCAAGUCCUCAAAUACCUCUUUCUCUCUCUUAUUUUCUCUCUCUGUCUAGCGUUUUCACAAUGGCACCAAAAGCCGAGAAGAAGCCCGCCGAGAAGAAGCCAGCAGCUGAGAAGGCACCAGCAGCAGCAGCAGCAGCGGAGAAGAAGCCAAAGGCAGGGAAGAAGCUUCCCAAGGACGGUGCUGGAGCAGCUGCAGGAGACAAGAAGAAGAAGAGGGUGAAGAAGUCAGUUGAAACCUACAAGAUUUACAUUUUCAAGGUGUUGAAACAGGUUCAUCCUGAUAUCGGUAUCUCCAGUAAGGCUAUGGGGAUCAUGAACAGCUUUAUUAAUGACAUUUUUGAGAAGUUGGCUCAGGAAUCUUCUAGAUUGGCCCGUUACAACAAGAAGCCUACUAUCACUUCUCGGGAGAUUCAGACUGCUGUGAGACUUGUGCUUCCUGGUGAAUUGGCUAAGCAUGCUGUUUCUGAGGGUACCAAGGCUGUUACUAAAUUUACUAGCUCUUAAUCAAUUUUAGGGUUUGUGUUUUGAUUAGGGUUUGUAGAUGUAAAGAAUUGUCCAAUUAGGGUUUCAUUUGAAAUUAUAUGGUAUGUAAUGGACAGCUAUUUCAUAAAUUAAGAAUUUUCAGUUUUCUCUGUUAAA